UUGUUCGCAAAACAUUCGAAGAUUGCAGAACCGUCAGAUCAAUCCUCCGUGGAUUUCGCGUCCCAAUUGACGAGCGAGAUUUGUCCAUGGAUGCCGGGUAUCUCGACGAGAUACAGAUGAUCACAUGUUCCAAAAAAGUUAAGUUACCUGCAGUUUUCUUAGGAGGGAAGUAUGUUGGUGGGGCCGAGGAGAUCAAGGAGAUGAAUGAGAGUGGUGAGUUGAGUAAGCUGAUUGGUGAGUUACCCUUUGUAGGAAACAAUAGUUUCUGUGAUGUUUGUGGAGAGCUGAGACAUGUUCUUUGUGCACAGUGCAAUGGCAGCCAUAAGAUCUACUCUGAGAAGCAUGGGUUUAGGACCUGCACAUCGUGCAAUGUAAACGGUCUGGUUAAGUGCGGCCUAUGUUAUCCCGUGAACCGGCGGCGAAUGUCAACUUAG
This is a messenger RNA of Manihot esculenta (cassava), 434 nucleotides long. RefSeq lists its product as uncharacterized. The record is from RefSeq and is a predicted model, not a curated record. Bases 87 to 434 code for a protein of 115 amino acids. The transcript has a single exon. NCBI's taxonomy places the organism in Eukaryota, Viridiplantae, Streptophyta, Magnoliopsida, Malpighiales, Euphorbiaceae.